AUGGAAGAUUUUAGUCAUCGGUGUGCAGGUGAUCCAUUGAUUGACCGUCAGAUUGAGCUGGUAAAGAAAUUAGAAGAAAAUGGUGCAUCAGUGAAAGGAUCAUCAAACGAUAUUCCGAGUAGUAAUCCCUUUACCCUUACUCAAAAGGACAUCCAGAAAAUGUGCAAAUCCAAAAAUUCGACAAACACAGAUGAUUUGAAUGACGAUGAUAUGGUCCACAUCCCAAACUUGACAUAUAUGCUUAGGACCAGCAACCCCUGCCUCAUCCGAUCCAGAAACCCUUUACACCUUUCAAAAGACAUAUCUAUAAACCAACACAAUGGCACUUGGGCUCGCAUAUAUGUACCCCGGGAAGCAUUUGACUCCUCUCCGGACACAAAAUUGCCUGUGAUAGUUUACUUUCAUGGUGGAGGAUUCAUUGUAGGCAACGUAUCCACACCUCUGUUUGACGAUUUGCACACUGAACUCGCGAUUGAAAUCCCAGCAGUGAUCAUAUCAGUUGACUACCGCCUUGCUCCAGAGCACCGACUUCCGGCAGCCUACAAUGAUUGCCUGGAAGCAUUGCACACGAUUAAAGAUUCCAACGACGAAUGGUUGGAAAAGUAUGCUGAUCUAUCAAAGUGUUUUCUCAUGGGCACUAGUGCAGGUGGUAAUAUAGCCUACCAUGGAGGAUUACUUGCAGCUGCAUGUGUUGAUGAUCUAAAGCCUUUGGAGAUAAAAGGGUUGAUAUUGCAUCAUCCAUUUUUUGGCGGGACCAGGAGGACUGAUUCAGAAUUGAGGAUGGCCAAUGACAAGGUAAUACCACUUUGUGCAACUGAUUUCAUGUGGGAGCUAAGCUUGCCAAUUGCGCGGAUAGAGACCACGAGUUCAGCAAUCCGAUGA
Molecule: messenger RNA, 882 nt
Organism: Coffea arabica (coffee)
Lineage: Eukaryota; Viridiplantae; Streptophyta; Magnoliopsida; Gentianales; Rubiaceae
Product: carboxylesterase 1-like
Molecular function (GO): hydrolase activity
Source: RefSeq, a predicted model, not a curated record